Rhagoletis zephyria (snowberry fruit fly) is the source of this 965-nucleotide messenger RNA. Its product is annotated as cell wall protein DAN4-like. Lineage: Eukaryota; Metazoa; Arthropoda; Insecta; Diptera; Tephritidae. The record is from RefSeq and is a predicted model, not a curated record.
CGCUUACUGUGAACGAUAGCCUUAAUAAUACAACUUUUGACACAAGUGGAACUAGCGCCGAGUAUGAUAACGAAACGGCUGAUGUGAGCGAUUCGAUUGAGUCCAACACCACUAUUUCGGCCGCAGUAACUCCAACCACAAGUACUGGUGUCAGCGCCAAUACAAGCAUAAGCACACGUGCGAAUGCUUCAUUGCUGGCAAAUACCUCGUUUUCCACAUCCUCAACAGCACCCACUGAGGCGGCCGUUUCACCGCAAUCCAAUUCCAAUUUGAGUGCUUGUUCAUCCUCAAAUUCAGCCUACGUCUCGGCCGGUUCCACAGCAUCUGCUUCGACGUCGAUGCCGUUGCCGUUGCGUGCAGGUCACGAUCGGCAGGAACUUACAGUGCCCACAGCAGCUGCUAUACCCCCAUCCACCAUCACAUCAGCUGCUGCAUUCACCGCUGCCACAACGACAGCCUCCGAAAAUAUUGCUGGCACGUCAGUGGCGUCGAAUACAGUCGUAGCUCCGCCAUUGCUGCAACAUAAACCAUUUACGCUUAUGCAGCAUCAACAACUACAAACACCUUCAGCUCCCGCGGUCGUGGCACAUCCCAACUUCAGCGCUUAUUUGCAACACCCGCUUGGCGGUGCCACCAGUAUAGCAGGCAUUUCAAAGCCUUCAGCUACAAGCGUGCCAGUUGGCAUUGGCGGCAGCAGCAAUAUUAACGGUGUUACAGCAGCGCUUGCACCCCCUUUGUUUCUUUCGCAGGCGAGCGUACCAAAACAUACUUUUGGGUCAUGCGCUCUUCUACCGCCUCCCACUUUUGCGCGCAAUCUGACCGUUAGUGGUCAUAUGUNUGCGCUGAAUGCACAUGUCAGUACAACGACACCUUUGACGGUUGGAACAGCAACAGCAAUGUCUAGCAGUGGUGCCGGCUGCAGUAGCACUGUAAUGGCCAAAAAGGGGACUGAUCUUAUGAAUUGA